Molecule: messenger RNA, 2306 nt
Organism: Tachyglossus aculeatus (Australian echidna)
Lineage: Eukaryota; Metazoa; Chordata; Mammalia; Monotremata; Tachyglossidae
Gene: MYCN
Product: MYCN proto-oncogene, bHLH transcription factor
Exons: 3
Coding region: 124-1413 (429 amino acids)
Biological process (GO): regulation of transcription by RNA polymerase II
Molecular function (GO): DNA-binding transcription factor activity, RNA polymerase II-specific; protein dimerization activity; RNA polymerase II cis-regulatory region sequence-specific DNA binding
Source: RefSeq, a predicted model, not a curated record
AGAGCGGUGACAGUCAUCUGUCUGCCGGCGCAGGGCGGUGGUGGAGGAUUGGGGAGAGGAGGCCCAGCCUCGGGAGCUUUGGAAGUCGAGGCGGGCAGGACGGUGUAGUAGACGCCCGCAGCCAUGCCCGGGGUGGUCCGCAAGAACCCGGACCUGGAGUUCGACUCGCUGCAGCCCUGCUUCUACCCGGACGAGGACGACUUUUCCCUGUGCGGGGGGCCGGACUCGGCCCCGCCGGGCGAGGACAUCUGGAAGAAGUUCGAGCUGCUGCCCACGCCGCCGCUGUCCCCGAGCCGGGCCGGCCCGCACGGUGACCUCGGGGGGCUCCGGACCGCCCCCUGCGACCCCCUGGACUGGGCCUCCGAGCCGCUGCUCCUGCCCCCCGAGGGCGACCCGUGGGGCGGCCACGGCGACCUGUUCGACACCCCCCGGCUGGGCAACCCCAUCGUCCUGCGGGACUGCAUGUGGAGCGGCUUCUCCGCCCGGGAGAAGCUGGAGCGGGCCGUCACCGAAAAGCUGCACGCCAGAGGACCCGCCGGUCCCGCCAACGCCAGCAACGCCAGCGCCGCCUCCUCCUCCGCGCUGCCCUCCGGCCGUGCCCACCCCGACGUGUCGGGCUGCGUCGACCCCGCCGUGGUCUUUCCCUUCCCCGCCGCCAAGAAGGAGGAGGCCGGGGCGGCGGCGACGCUGCCCGGUUGGCAGGCGGGCACCGUGCCCCCCGCGACCCCCGGGCGCGGCGGCCGUGCCCCCCGCCCGCCGCGCCCCACGGCCGGCACCCACUGCAGCUCCGGAGACGACACCCUCAGCGAUUCCGACGAUGAAGAGGACGAAGAGGAGGAUGAAGAAGAGGAGAUCGAUGUGGUCACCGUGGAGAAGAGGCGUUCCUCCUCUAACAAGGCCGUCACCACGUUCACCAUCACCGUUCGCCCGAAAAACGCCGCCUUCGCCUCCGUGAGGACAGCCCAGAAUGAACUGGCCCUAAAGCGCUGCGCCCCGAUCCACCAGCAGCACAACUACGCCGCGCCUUCCCCCUACGUGGAAAGCGAAGAUGCGCCUCCCCAGAAAAAACUGAAAAACGACGCCCCGCGCCUUGUCAAAAACGUGAUCCAACCAAAGCCCAAAAGCUCGAGCCCGCGGAACUCGGACUCGGAGGAUAGCGAGCGCCGUCGCAACCACAACAUCCUGGAGCGCCAGCGGCGGAAUGAUUUGAGGUCCAGUUUUCUCACGCUAAGGGACCACGUGCCGGAGCUGGUUAAAAACGAGAAAGCGGCUAAGGUCGUCAUUUUGAAAAAAGCCACGGAAUAUGUCCAUUCCCUUCAGGCCGAGGAGCACAAGCUGUUGCUGGAAAAGGAAAAGUUGAAAGCCAGACAGCAUCAGUUGCUAAAGAAAAUAGAACACUCGCGGACUUGCUAAACUCUCUCUGACCUGGACGGACACUGCCACUUUGCACAUUUUGAUUUUUUUUUUUUUUAAUUGUGUUUUGACGUUAAGAAUGUUGGUUUAUUUUCAAUCCGGUCCCCACCACCACCACCUUCCAAACUGUUUGUUAUCUGAGUGCUGAGCAUCUGGGCGUUUUGCAAGGAGCUGAAGAGACUGCCAAACGUUGAGGGUCUAAGCCUUGUACAAUUUUCUUUCUUUCUUCCCCCCACCGCCCACCCACCCCCGCCCCCAACAACUGUAGAUGUUCUUUAAGUGUUGUGAGCAUUUGGAGCUGCUGAUGCCAUCUCGUUGAGUUUGAAACAGAAAUUCAUUCCUUUUUAAUGGUGCUUAUGUUCUAACAGAUGUUACUUUAGGGGUUAACAUUGGAGCCCCUGGGGGAAAUUUCUGUAAAUACCAUUUCUACAUUUGCCUUUUGUACAUGUCUUGGGUUAUGAGAGGUGGCUCUGGCUGCCAACGUUAGACUGGAAGUUCAUACCUAAGUACUGUAAUACCUCAAUGUUUGAGGAGCAUGUUUUGUAUACAAAUAUAUUGUUAAUCUCUGUUAUGUACUGUACUAAUUCUUACACUGCCUGUAUACUUUAGUAUGAUGCUGAUACAUAACUAAAUUUGAUACUUAUAUUUUCGUAUGAAAAUGAGUUGUGAAAGUUUUGAGUAGAUAUUACUUUAUCACUUUUUGAACUAAGAAACUUUUGUAAAGAAAUUUACUAUAUAUGCCUUUUCCUAGCCUGUUUCUUCCUGUUAAUGUAUUUGUUAAUGUUUGGUGCAUAGAACUGGGGAAAUGCAAAGUUCUGUGUUUAAUUUCUUUGAAAUGUACAUUUAGUGCUGCAUCUUAUAGCACUUUGAAAUACCUCAUGUUUAUGAAAAUA